UGUUCUUAAAGACAAACAAAUAUGUCAUAACAAAAGGAACAGGAUAAGGGGGAGAGAAAGCCCAUCUGUAACAAUAUCUAUGAAAUGCAAAAGAGGUAUACAAUUAUCCGAUCAACACACCGAUCGAUGUGAUGAUUAAAAUGUAUGCCCUUUGGCGUUCCUUAGUCAUUAUAUUUUGAUCGGAAUGUAUGCCUCUUUGGCGUUCCAUAGAUAUCAAGGUAAAGUAACUGGUAUAAAGCCGAAGGAAUGUAUCUUUGUUGUCAUACAUUUAUUAUGAAACUCUACUCAGUAAAAGUGUAGUUCAGAUCUUAAUUCUUUGCAAUUCUCUCUACUUCCCUUUCCAACCAUGGAUGAUGUGGUUAAAAAGUCAAACACUAGUACAGCAAGUCCUCCAUGGCCGAAGUUUUUGGUUGCAACUUUGACCCUACUCGGUGUGUUUCAAGGCCGGCCACUUCAAGUGACCAGACCAUGUAUUCUUUGUCGUAGGAAACCUCCGGGUGAUGACGUUAUGAGUUUCCACAUGGCAGUCGACACUGCUACUACUGACAUGGAAACUGGUGAAGGGAAAAAACCGGACACCGAGAGAGAUGACGUCACUGAUGGAGAAUCAAAAGAAGACGGCAACUGUGCCGUGUGCAGGAGUGUCCUAUGGAACGCCAACGGGGCAGCGAUAAACGAUUUCACUAAAGCUGUUCCAGAACGACUGAACAGUGCCCCGUGUGGCAUUCUGGCCAACCUUCCCAUCUUGAUGUUCCUUGUGUGUACCAUAGUCGCACUGUUCUGGUAUAUGAUCAAGUUCUGGGGUAUAUUCCGCUACAUCACACAUCUCCUGUCUGUCUUAUCAUAUGAAGCCAUACUACUCGAGGUUGCUCUGAUCUGCACUGUGUCAAACACCAUGCGGUAUAUCCACCGGGCCUCAGGGAAGAAAAACAGCUCUUGGUGGCAAGUGCUUCAUCAAGACUACAUUGCUAGGCGUCUGUUGAGUUUAACUGGUACACAGUUCCGUUUACCUGGUGUGCUGUUCCUAUUCUUUACCACCGUCUGGAUUCUGGCAAUUAAUGCUCUGCAUGUUCUGAACGGUAUUCAAAUUCUCAGUGCCGCGAUGGAUAACAAACAGAGUUACACUCCAACAACGGCCAGACGAGAGUUAGCUUUCACACUCUUUAAGCUUGUGGUGAUCAUUGGCACGUCGGUUGUUGGGCUUCCACUCUUCGCAUGCUUCUGGUACUAUGUCCUGGUCAUGCGCAUGGCUUUAACAGCAGAGUUUAACCUUGUCCUGGUGUUCAUCAAACGCUACGAAGGAAACCUUGCCCUGUGUAGGCGUCGCAUAGCAGAGAUAAACCACGAGUUUUGCCUGCUUAGGCGUGUGCUAACAUUCCUGAUGCCGUUCAUCAUGGCCUCAGCCGUGCUAGGAAUCACCGUCCAUAUCACAUGGAACUACGAAGUCUACAGCGGGACAAAGAUGUAUCUCGCCAAUGAAAAUUUAUUAAUCAACAUCGUUAUCUUUAAUGAGAAAUUCUUGGUGCUCAUUCUACCGUUACUUGCAGUCGGCGGCAUCAACAUCGACGACGUGUGGGUUCAGUUUAACUACGCCCUCUCGCGUCAGAGGAGCUGUCGCCAUGAGGCUUUUUGGGAUCGCCUUUUGGCCUUCUCGGCAGAGAUACACGAAGAAAGCAAAGGACAUAACUUUACGAUUAUUCUGUCGGCAAUCAGUGUGUUCCUCGGUCAGAAUAUUACAAACCAGAAACUAGACUACAGAGGAGAACUGCUCAUUUAAAUCAACUUAUAUAUUACUCAACAAAUAUUUUGGUCGACGUACUUGGUAACGAGUAACGAAGAGCUGUUGAUAGUAAAACACAUUAUGAGAAACGGUUCCUUCUUAAAGUUACGUAGAAUAGAAUGAGGUAGUUUCACACUAAAUUAAUAUUUGAAUCUAAGAGAGCACACACAUUUUGUGUAACAAGGGCGUUUUACUGUCUUUAUUUUUCUUGCAAUUUUGAUAACAAUUUGAGCCCCCAUCGCUCCAAAGAGUCAUUGUUGAUAGUUGUGUAAAAAUAGCCAACGGCAACCCAUAUGAAACGGUGGGUAAUAAUAAUUAUUGUAAACAGAAGGGUUGCCGAAGAGGAUUGGAUAAGAAUGUUUGUAGUGUUGUACACAAACUUAAUUUCUAAGCCAUUUAGAAACUAAAUUUUAUAUUUUUAUAAAUAAUUUGUUUGUGUAUAAUUAUAUGCGGAUUGCAGAGAUAGAGAAUCGUAAAGAAAGAAAAUAAUGUCGCACAAACAUCUGGAUCAAAAUUCAAGUAUUAAUCGGAGGGACUGGGCAAGUUUACUAAUCUAACCAUGAACUUUGGCCCUAGUUCAAUCACCUUGAAUGGCCAUGUGCCUUUCAUUUAAUUUAUAGGCGAGGAUAAAAUCUGGUUAUUUUAUAUUAUUUAUUUUCAUAGAGUUUGUAAUUAAUUUAAAUAAAAUUAAAGUUCAAACAAGAAAGAAAAUCACCUAAUACUCGGUAACUGUGGUGAAAACAAGCUUACUUUAUUAACUUUGACUUUUUAAAAACCAAAACAAAAAAAGCAAAAACAUAACAAAAUAACAGCAGCUAUUUUUAAUCUGAACAAAGCAUAAAAAAUGUGCACAAUUUUAGGGAUAAUUGUACAUUGUAUUAUAAAGGCUCUUAUACAAGAAAUUACUUAUUUGCCUUAAAAAAAAAUACAUGUACAAACAUUUCAUUAUUUUAACCAUGCAACUGGCAUUGUAGUGAUGCACAGAAUAAGUUGAAAGUUUAGUCCCAAAAUUGAACUUUACAACAUCACUGUUGAGCAAUCACUUAAGGCUACUUCAUAGAGGUACAGUGUUUACCCCACAAACCUUGGAUGAGAUUAAAUUUGGACAAUUUGAAAGUUUCCCGCAUAGCACAUGUUUUUCAAGUUCUAAACUCGGUACCUCCCAGAUGUUACAAUUCAUGAGGUUUACCAGAAGAAAAACAAUACUAGUUGGAACAGUUCAUCCGCUUCAGUUCAGGUCUGUUGCAGGUCUAGUUCUCCCAUAUUUUUGUGCAAAAUUAAAAUAAAUUUAAAAUAAAAAACAUAAAAGGAUGGGAUUACAUAAGGGGGAG
Molecule: messenger RNA, 3111 nt
Organism: Asterias rubens (European starfish)
Lineage: Eukaryota; Metazoa; Echinodermata; Asteroidea; Forcipulatida; Asteriidae
Exons: 3
Coding region: 347-1777 (476 amino acids)
Source: RefSeq, a predicted model, not a curated record